This is a messenger RNA of Dissoconium aciculare CBS 342.82, 1035 nucleotides long. RefSeq lists its product as uncharacterized. Gene Ontology annotation, biological process: GPI anchor biosynthetic process. Gene Ontology annotation, molecular function: mannosyltransferase activity. The transcript has 4 exons. Lineage: Eukaryota; Fungi; Ascomycota; Dothideomycetes; Mycosphaerellales; Dissoconiaceae. Gene Ontology annotation, cellular component: mannosyltransferase complex; endoplasmic reticulum membrane. The coding region runs from base 102 to 785 and encodes 227 amino acids. The record is from RefSeq and is a predicted model, not a curated record.
UUGCCAUGUGCACGAGACGAUAUUGCAUCUGAAUCACGAUCAGUCGCAUGUGACAAAUUCACCGUAACGACUCCUUCGUGGUUGCACAAUAUCGCAACAAUAUGAAGCUCUCGCAAGGCUUCAUAGCCACGUCUUUGCUCGCCUGCUCACAUCUCGCGCGCGCAAACACCGAAAAGGUCAUCUUUAUCGCACCCGCUGCCAUAUCUUCAUCUGAGCCGUAUUUGAAGCUCGAAACCUCCUUCAUCGAUACUCUUACGCCUGGCAACGGCUCCAGCUUCCGGACGUCUCUCUCUGUUGCCUUUCCCUCGGGGGCGAACAAACGUGGAAUCGAAUCGUGGUAUCUCCUGGACAGCCUGACGCCGCAUCAAAGAUACGAAGUUCGGAUUUGUUGGCCCGCGAUUCAACCAAGCGAAUUCUGGCUCGAUGUUCACACAUUAACACAUGUUCUUGGUGACUCAUCCUUGUCACAGAGCCUUUCCAAGCAUUCCGCAAGCCGAAAGGCGGUCCAGACUCCAGCAAAACGGCGAGAGUACUCGAACAAAAGCAUACUCCUGCUGCAUGUUCAAUCGACGGCAGACUACUACACUACAAAUCGAACUCUCAUGCGGAAUCCGCCUAAGGUUCACGCCGAUAUCAUACUAGAUCCGUAUCUGCACAACAUCGUACCCAAAUCACUCGGCUUCACUGCCGCCUACGUUGUUACCCUCGCCAUCUGCUCAUGGUUUCUGGCGUCCCUUUCUUUGCGAUCUGUACAGCUUCCUCCAGCGAAAGUGCGUCAGGAAUAGCGUACGACGAGAUAUUAUACAGCUUGUCCGAGUUCAACCGAACUUGACACAAACCGGCUGGUAGGACCCGGCAUAAAGAGCGCAAUGUUCGCGGCGCCGCCGAGACAUCCAUUUUAUUCGUUGCCACCCGAGCUCGUCCUUGCCAUUGUGGAUCUUCUUCCACCUGAGACCUUCAUCAAUUUCGCGUUUGCUAAUUAUCCCCUGCUACACGCUCGUGGUCUGGCACCGGCUCUGUCUAAAUCUCGAGUGC